GAGCCCGCGGCAGACGUCCAGCAAGUUCAAGCUGUUCCUGAAGUAGAUCUGUCUGACGAACAGGAAGGUCUAGUAGUACAGAAUCAAAAGUCCACUUCUUCAAAACCAAACCUCACCACCGGGCAGCUCAACGAGCGCUCGCUCUACGACAGCAUGUUGGGCAAAGGCGUCGUAGGCCAGGACAAGGCCUUUGAAAAUACUCUUCAAAACUACGUCUGGCCUACAACAGUACUGGGAGCAACUAGUGCCUCCGCGUCGGGGGCGAAUAUGAUACAACAUUGGGAAGCAGAGCAACAUUUGGUGCAUGUGCAGUCGGAUCUGUUGCGCGGCUCCUGUGAGGAUAAUUUUUACUCAAAUUCGGCGUCUGAAAUUCAAAUUUUCAUGGAGCGAAAUUUGGGUGGUCAGAGUCCUGAUGACAGCGGUGUACAGCAGCAGUUCCGUGGUGAAGAUGAACAGCUACAAAGCUGGAGGCAAUGCUAUCAACACGAUCAGCAACAACUUUUCCACGCCCAGCAAAGACAAAUAGCCCACACAGGCUAUCCGCCCACGACGCCCGGCGACAACUACACGACUGCUCCUACCGAUACAUCACAACACCACCCACCGCAUUGCGCGACCGUCGUGAAUGGCGUCGUGGUCUACGUGGGAAACGCCGGGCCGCAGCUUUUUGCCAG
Messenger RNA from Amoebophrya sp. A120, 674 nucleotides. The record is from the annotation of a GenBank genome assembly. Lineage: Eukaryota; Dinophyceae; Syndiniales; Amoebophryaceae.